CCUGCGCCCGCCGCUCUCGCCGUCUGUCCGUCCAUCCCUCCCGCCGUCCUCCCGCGCUCUGGUGAGUCCAGGUCCCAACCGCGGGCGCCGCAGGGAGGAGAGGGACGCGGGCAGCCUGUGCAACUUUGCACCGGGCGACACCCUGAGGGUUCUCGGGACCCCGGGGGCCCCCUUUGUGCCUCGGGUCCCUUCUGCUCGGGGCCGCGCGGUGCCGCUGCAGAGAGCCACAAGAGGAGAUCGCUGUGGUAACCCGGGCAGCUUCACCCCGGGGGACCCAAGUCGCUCUCGCCUGGCUCUGGUGCAGGGAUUGUUCUUUUCAUUGGCCCUUGCGCUGGCGUUACGCUUGCUGCUACCUCGGAUGGUCCCGGAGGCGGGGAUGGGUUGUGCCGAGGCUCCUAGGAGCUGCCAGGGAGGGGCGAAGGCAUGGUGAUAGCUACAUUAGUAACCAGAACAAUAACAAACGUGAAGGGGUUGCGGUGUAGUGUCGCUACCCUAGGAGAGCCCCUGGCCCAUCAUCCCCGCGGCGCCUAGGCUGCCCGUCCAGCCUCGGCUCCUCCUCCCGGCGCUGUCCGGUUUCCCGGGAUUGUCCAUGUCUUAGGGAAGGCUUCUUUCCGGACCUUCUCAGUUGGCCGUGACUUUCAUCUGCAGGUGGAAAUUAUAAAUAUUUGACCUUACUCAAAAUGUACAAAGAAGAAUAAUGGAAGCCCCUGAAUACCUUGAUUUGGAUGAAAUCGACUUUACUGAUGACAUUUCUUAUUCAGUCACAUCUCUCAAGACCAUCCCAGCAUUGUGCAGAAGAUGUGACUCACAAAACGAAGACAGAUCAGUUUCUAGCUCUGGCUGGAACUGUGGUGUCUCCACUCUCAUUACAAACCCACAAAAGCCCACUGGAAUCGCGGAUGUAUACAGUAAGUUCCGCCCGGUGAAGCGAGUUUCUCCACUCAAGCAUCAGCCAGAGACUCUGGAGAACAACGAAAAUGAGGACCAAAAGAACAAUACAGUGGAAUACCAGAAACGGGGGGAGCCUGACCAGGGCCCCCAGUCUGAGGCGCUCAAUCCUGAAGAUGGAGUCGGGGGGUUGCCAGGCAAGGGCUCAGAGCCCAGCCAGGCUCUGGGUGAGCUGGAACAUUAUGACCUUGACAUGGAUGAGAUUCUGGAUGUGCCUUACAUUAAAUCCAGUCAGCAGCUGGCCCCUCUCACCAAGGUGACUUCAGAGAAAAGGAUUCUGGGUUUAUGCACAACCAUCAAUGGCCUCUCUGCCAAAACCUGCCCUAUCGCAAGCACUGAGAACUCCACACCCAACAUGACUCCAUUUUGUGUUCUUUCUCCUGUGAAAAGUCCUCACUUACGGAAAGCACCGACUGCUCUCCAGAGCCAGCACAUGUUCUCUACAGAAGAAUCUGAGAGCUCGCCUCCUCUGGGUAAAUGUGGCCCUGCAUAUGAAUCAGAAAACCACAGUAAAGACUUCUUAAACAAAGUUUUUAGCGAUCCCCAUAGUCGGAAAGUGGAGAAGUCUGGGCCAGACUGCAAGCUCAGGUCCUUCCACCUGCAAUCUUCAGCAGCAGGAGCCAAAACAGAGGAGCCGAUCAAUGGCAUGAACUGGACCAAUGCCCAAGGCACAGAAGAAAGAACUGAAUACCUGAAGAAAGUUAGAAGCAUACUGAACAUUGUCAACGAAGGACAGAUAUCGCUCUUGCCGCACCUAGCUGCAGACAACCUGGACAAAAUCCAUGACGAGAACGGAAACAAUCUGUUACACGUCGCUGCAUCAAAGGGCCAUGCGGAAUGCCUGCAGCACCUCACGUCACUGAUGGGCGAAGACUGUCUGAAUGAACGGAACACAGAGCAGCUGACUCCAGCAGGCCUGGCCAUCAAGAAUGGCCAGCUGGAGUGUGUUCGCUGGAUGGUGAGUGAGACAGAAGCCAUUGCAGAAUUGAGUUGUUCCAAGGAUUUCCCAAGCCUUAUUCAUUACGCAGGUUGCUAUGGGCAGGAAAAGAUCCUUCUGUGGCUUCUUCAGUUCAUGCAAGAACAAGGCAUCUCAUUGGAUGAAGUGGACCGGGAAGGCAACAGUGCUGUUCAUGUCGCCUCACAACAUGGCUACCUUGGAUGCAUUCAGACCCUGGUGGAGUACGGAGCGAAUGUCACAAUGCAGAACCACGCUGGGGAAAAGCCCUCCCAGAGUGCUGAGCGGCACGGCCACACCCUAUGCUCCCGGUACCUCGUGGUGGUAGAGACCUGCAUGUCACUGGCCUCACAAGUGGUAAAGUUGACCAAGCAGCUAAAGGAGCAGACAGUGGAGCGUGUCACACUGCAGAGUCAACUCCAACAACUUCUAGAAGCCCAGAAAUCAGAGGGCAAGUCACUCCCUUCUUCACCCAGUUCACCCUCCUCACCAGCUUCUAGAAAGUCCCAGUGGAAAAUUCUAGAUACCGAUGAGGAGUCUACAGGCAAAAGCAAAGUGGGAGCCCAGGAGGGAAUACAAGUUCUUGGAAGCUUGCCCGUCUCCAGCAGGGCUAGGACCAAAGGAAAAGAUGAAGACUCAGAUAAAAUCCUACGUCAGUUACUGGGGAAAGAAAUAUCAGAGAAUGUCUGCACCCAGGAAAAGCUGUCAUUGGAAUUCCAGGAUGCUCAGGUAUCCUCUAGGAAUUCGAAAAAAAUCCCACUAGAGAAGAGGGAACUGAAGCUAGCCAGACUGAGGCAGCUGAUGCAGAGAUCGUUGAGUGAAUCUGACACGGACUCAAACAACUCUGAAGACCCCAAAAAUACUCCUGUGAAAAGAGCAGACAGGCCGAGGCCACAGCCCAUUGUGGAAAGUGUGGAGAAUGUAGACAGCGCAGAAAGCUUACACCUGAUGAUAAAGAAACACUCUCUGGCAUCAGGUCGCAGGUUUCCUUUUGGUAUGAAGGCCUCCAAAUCCCUGGAUGGACACAGCCCAUCUCCCACCUCAGAGAGCAGUGAACCAGACUUGGACUCCCAUGGUCCAGGCCUGGGGAUGACUCCUCCAACCCAGCCUUCCACAGAAGCCACUCAGUCCAGUCCUGACAGUACCACUGCCCAGAAAGUUGCCACAAGCCCCAAGAGUGCCCUCAAGUCUCCGUCAUCCAAGCGCCGGACAUCCCAAAACUCAAAACUCAGAGUGACCUUUGAGGAGCCUGUCGUACAAAUGGAGCAAACUGGCCUUGAAAUAAAUGGAGAAAAAGACAAAGAUAGGGGCAGGGCCCCCCAGAGGACUAGUGAAUCUGGAGAACAAAUGAAAAGGCCUUUCGGAACCUUCCGAUCCAUCAUGGAGAGUUUAAGUGGUAAUCAGAACAACAAUAAUAACUACCAGCCAGCCAGCCAGCUGAAGACCUGCACACUACCCUUGACGUCACUUGGAAGGAAGACAGCAGAUGCCAAGGGGAAUCCUGUGAGCCCCGCGAGCAAAGGAAAGAAUAAGGCAGCGAUGUACGGCAGCUGUAUCCAUCUUCCCUCUAAUGCGCUGGUUGAAGAGCAUCUACGUGACUAUGCACGCAAACAUCCUAUUGUGUUUGUCCCUGAUAAAAUCCCCGUGACUACAGAGUGCCUGGGUUCCGACCAGUAUGGUGGAGAGAUUGCUUCUGGAGACAAAUUCGAAUGCGUUCAGCAUAAUGACAUCAAAAGAAAUGCAACGAAAACUUACCACGUGAAGCACACUGCUGAGCCAGAGCCGAAGGAACUCUUCUUAUAAAUUACCCUUACCAUGAGUCUCACACAUGCCCACCGGCCACCGUUGGAAGUUAAUGGACUGUCCACUGUGGCAAUCAGACCAUGAGAACAACACCUCACCAGCCGAGCAGAAUAUCUGGAUGCCUUAAAUUUAUAAUAUGAGACUUGUUAUAAGAUACAUUUUGGACCAUGUCUGUAGAUAGAACUUGUUUGUUUGGUUUUUUUUUAAUAUACUAUUUGAAAACAUGAUCUGGCAAUGUAUGCAUUGAAACAUUGGACACUUGGUUGAUUCAGUCUUCUCAAAGCACAUCUGCCAGGACCUGACACUGUUGGUGUUUUGUGAAUUGCAUGAGGAUUUGCUAAUGUUGAUAGAUAUUCACUUUCUCCAUCACAAGGGCAGCUGCGGCUCAGCUCAGUGAGGCCAGGUCACUGGUUUUAUUUUCUGUCCAGAGUGUUUUUCUGUCAUUUCUACUUUUUUAAUAAAGAAAAUUGAACAUUUUUAACAGCCAACUCUGGGCAUGGGGCAUCGACUUUCUAAUAAAUCU
Mus pahari (shrew mouse) is the source of this 4229-nucleotide messenger RNA. It is a transcript of the gene Sncaip, whose product is annotated as synuclein alpha interacting protein. Bases 698 to 3706 code for a protein of 1002 amino acids. Gene Ontology annotation, molecular function: ubiquitin protein ligase binding. Lineage: Eukaryota; Metazoa; Chordata; Mammalia; Rodentia; Muridae. The transcript has 13 exons. The record is from RefSeq and is a predicted model, not a curated record.